AAGAAUGAAUUAUCAUCCACAGUUUUCCAGAGAGGAACGUGAAAAUACGAAACAAACGAUCAAGUAGACGUUCAAGUUUAAAAGAAUUAUCCAGAUCACAUCAUAGAAGCACACCAUAUGAAUAUGACCGACUGAAAGAAAACAAACACAAACAUUCAGAUCACAAUGAGUACCCAACCUCAAAAGAUAGCCAUUCUGAUAGAAAUUCUUGUUGGCGUGAAACCACAUCGCAAAGAUAUCUAAUGUCAGAAGAAAACCAGAAAGGUUUAAAUAGGUCUGCGGUAAAUAUGGAUGAAAACUCUUAUAGAAGCUACAGUCAUGACCAAAUGUCAGGAGAUUACCGUGAAGAUAGAAUGAGGUCUACAAGACGUGGGUGUGAGGACACGCCCAACGGUUACCAUGGAAACCAGACGUCAAGGGAGGACAACAAAGAAAUGAACAGAUUUACUAGUCGGAGCUAUGAAGGCAUGCAAAACAGUUAUCGUCGGGACCAACCUUCCAGAAAAGACAUCCAAUAUAGGAAUAGAUCUACUAGACCAAGAUAUGAAGACAAGCAAAUCAGUUGUCGGCGAGAACCAUUAAGAAGAGACCAUCUAGAAAGAAAACUAAGGUCUAAUAGAAAGAGAAAGGAAGACAUUCCAAACAGUUACCAUAGCAAUAAAGCAUCAAGAAAAGACAACCAAGACAGGGAUAGGUCAGCAACACGCAGGAAUGAUUCCAGAAGAGGAAAGGAUUACUUAGAAAAGUUUGAGGGACAUGGCAUGCCAAGAACAGAGGAGUGGAUUGUUACCCCUGAUAAGAAUAGUAGAGAGGAAAACGAUGACCUUGCAGUUAAAAUUUAUAAAGUUUUACUAGACGAAGGUGGUAAAUUGAAGAAAAAACGUUUUGAGGCCUGUCUGCGCGCAGAACCAUUAACGAUGAGAUUUAUGCCAAAGGGCUCUUUCAUUAAAUUUUUAGAAGAUUAUAGUAAUAUUUUUGACAUCUCUGAUGGGUCAAAGGAUGAACAAGAAGAAGGCGAGAUAACAGAUCAAGAAAUAAAAGCAAGAUCAGAAAUUCAGAUAUGCCUUAAGCACUCUAGUGCAUCCCAGAUUUGUAGCGGUAAUUGUAAUAAUUUGCAUAUCUGUAAAUUUAAAUUUAUCAGCGAUUGUCCAUUUGAGAAUUGUUGGUAUGGACAUGAUCUUAAAACAGAUCACAACCGUCAUUCUCUGAUGCAUCACUUUAUGCAAUUCCUUGAACCUGAUCAGGUCAGGAUGCUGAUUAGCGAUUUGGAGCACAGAAAGGGUGUGACAAUACCUUCUAUUUGCACUUAUUACAAUAAAAUCAAUGGUUGUAAGGAACCUGUAAAAUGUCCACAUCUACAUGUCUGCGCUUAUAUCGCUGAUAAAUGUAGAUUCCAACCCAACUGUAAACGUUCUCACAAUCUAGAAGACGAACAACCAAAGAAGGUUCUGAGUAAAUUUGGGAUAGAAAUCGACGCACAUAACAAAGAUAGUUUGUUGAAAAUGCUUAAAGUGGGUUCUCUGCAUUCUCCAGGGGGUCAAGGUGUUAGAAAAAUAACCCAUCUUAAUACUCGCAGUGGAUCAAUUGUUCCAGAUGAGACUGCCCAAGAAGAAGCAAAAGACAAUCAGGAAGGAAAUGUUUUAGAACCUCGCUCUGAGAUCAGCAAACCUCUUCGUUAUUGGAAUAUGGAUUGUGAAUGAUGACUACCGCUUUUAAAGGGAAAUUUUACGUUAUUAUGAAUAAAAAAAUCAAAGAAUAUCUUGUAAUUGAAAUGGGAGAAGAUGCGAAAAAAUAUUCUUUAAAUACAUUUUAUAUAUCAUGGCUAAUAAAAAUAUAACUAAGUCUAAACAGAGUACGUAUCCGACUGUGCUUUAAAAGUGUAUUGUAGUUUGAUUUGAGAUUAACGUAACACCCUUACAAAGUAUGCGAUUUUUGGAAAGGUACUUGUAUAUUGCACCGGUCACAGAGUUUCUGAAAAAUUAAAUAAAAUCACUCAUUUUAUAUGUCGUGUUUGCCGUGGAUAUUUACAAAAUAAAUGUUGUUUAAUCCCUUACAA
Molecule: messenger RNA, 2056 nt
Organism: Saccostrea cuccullata (small rock oyster)
Lineage: Eukaryota; Metazoa; Mollusca; Bivalvia; Ostreida; Ostreidae
Exons: 1
Coding region: 243-1700 (485 amino acids)
Cellular component (GO): nucleus
Molecular function (GO): NAD+-protein mono-ADP-ribosyltransferase activity; NAD+ poly-ADP-ribosyltransferase activity
Source: RefSeq, a predicted model, not a curated record